Messenger RNA from Condylura cristata (star-nosed mole), 2175 nucleotides. RefSeq names its product fermitin family member 1 (gene FERMT1). Gene Ontology annotation, biological process: cell-matrix adhesion; integrin-mediated signaling pathway. Gene Ontology annotation, molecular function: integrin binding. The record is from RefSeq and is a predicted model, not a curated record. The transcript is spliced from 15 exons. NCBI's taxonomy places the organism in Eukaryota, Metazoa, Chordata, Mammalia, Eulipotyphla, Talpidae. The coding region runs from base 68 to 2101 and encodes 677 amino acids. Gene Ontology annotation, cellular component: focal adhesion.
GAGCAUCUGAGAGGCUCCCUGAGCGCAACAGGCUCAGGGACAGGAGCAGACGUCUGCAUUUGCCACAAUGCAAUCAUCUGGGAACUUUGCAGCUGCUUCCUGGCAGCUUGUCAUCCAAGUGGACAUUCCAAAUGAAGAGAACCAGAGAACAGUGAAGUUGGCAGUGUCUGGAGACCUCCACAUUGGGGGAGUGAUGCUCAAGUUAGUAGAAGAUAUCAAAAUUGCCCAAGACUGGUCAGACUUUGCUCUCUGGUGGGAACAGAAGCACUGCUGGCUUCUGAAAACACACUGGACUCUUGACAAAUGUGGUGUCCAGGCAGAUGCCAAGCUUCUCUUCACCCCUCAGCAUAAAAUGCUUCGCCUCCGCCUGCCAAACGUGAAGACAGUGAGAUUGCGAGUCAGCUUCUCAGCUGUGGUUUUUAAAACUGUCAGUGACAUCUGCAGAACCCUCAAUAUCAGACGAUCAGAAGAACUUUCUUUGCUAAAGCCUUCUGAUGACUAUUUUAAAAAGAAGAAAAAAAAAGAUAAAAAUAAUAAAGAGCCCAUCAUUGAAGAUGUUUUGAACCUGGAGACUUCUUCAACAAUUUCAGGUUCACCAGUAAGUCCUGGCUUAUACAGUAAAACCAUGAUUCCCACAUAUGACCCCAUCAGUGGAACACCAGCAUCAUCCACUAUGACUUGGUUCAGCAACAGCCCUUUGACAGAACAAAACUGCAGCAUCCUCGCAUCCAGUCAACCCCCUCAGUCUGCAGAAGCACUCGCUGAAAUGUACCAACCUCGGACUCUGGCUGAUAAAGCCAAGCUCAAUGCAGGUUGGCUGGACUCUUCUCGUUCCCUUAUGGAACAAGGCGUCAAGGAGGAUGAGCAGUUGCUGUUACGAUUUAAAUACUACACCUUCUUUGACUUGAAUCCCAAAUAUGAUGCUGUCCGAAUAAACCAACUCUAUGAACAAGCCAGGUGGGCCAUUCUCUUAGAAGAAAUUGACUGCACAGAAGAAGAAAUGUUGAUCUUUGCAGCACUGCAGUACCACAUUAGCAAGCUGUCGUUGUCAUCUGAAAUACAGGAUUUGACAAAUGAGACUGAGGUUGAUGAAAUAGAAGCAGCACUUUCUAAUUUGGAAGUGACCCUGGAAUGUGGAAAAGCAGAUAACACUUUGGAGGACAUUACUGACAUCCCUACACUGGCAGAUAACCUCAGGUUAUUUAGGCCCAAGAAGCUAAUGUUAAAAGCUUUCAAACAAUACUGGUUCGUCUUUAAAGACACAUCUAUCACCUACUAUAAAAAUAAGGAACUUGAACAUGGAGAACCAGUAGAAAAGCUAAAUCUUAGAGGCUGUGAAGUUGUGCCAGAUGUAAAUGUAUCAGGGAGAAAAUUUGGAAUCAAGUUACUAAUCCCUGUGGCCGAUGGAAUGAAUGAAGUGUAUCUGCGAUGUGACCAUGAGAAUCAAUAUGCCCAGUGGAUGGCUGCCUGCAUCCUGGCAUCAAAGGGCAAAACUAUGGCAGACAGCUCCUACCAGCCAGAGGUUGUCAACAUCCUCUCAUUUCUAAAGAUGAAAAAUCGGAACUCAACAACUCAGGUGGCCUCCAGUCUAGAAAACCUGGACAUAAAUCCAGAAAGUUUUGUGUCCCCUCGGUGUGCAAAAAAGCACAAGUCUAAACAGCUGGCAGCCCGGAUUCUGGAAGCUCACCAGAAUGUGGUCGAUAUGCCCCUGGUUGAAGCCAAGUUGCGGUUCAUCCAGGCAUGGCAGUCUCUCCCUGAAUUUGGCAUCACCUACUACCUUGUCAGAUUUAGAGGAAGCAAAAAAGAUGACAUUCUGGGAGUUUCAUAUAACAGGUUGAUAAGAAUCGACAUAGCCACUGGGAUUCCACUUACAACAUGGAGAUUCACAAACAUGAAACAGUGGAAUGUAAAUUGGGAAAUCCGGCAGGUGGCCAUCGAGUUUGACCAGAACGUCUCCAUUGCAUUCACCUGCCUGAGUGCAGACUGCAAGGUCGUGCAUGAAUACAUCGGCGGCUACAUUUUCUUGUCCACCCGCUCCAAGGGACAGAAUGAAACGCUGGAUGAGGAGCUCUUCCACAAGUUGACUGGAGGCCAAGAAUGAAGCGAAGCAGGACUGCUGGGUGUAUGCGAGCCCAAGGUGUGGCUGGCAGUGCAGCGCGUAGAUUCCAAACUGGC